Molecule: messenger RNA, 3650 nt
Organism: Cavia porcellus (domestic guinea pig)
Lineage: Eukaryota; Metazoa; Chordata; Mammalia; Rodentia; Caviidae
Gene: Muc20
Product: mucin 20, cell surface associated
Exons: 4
Coding region: 250-3372 (1040 amino acids)
Biological process (GO): hepatocyte growth factor receptor signaling pathway
Source: RefSeq, a predicted model, not a curated record
UCACUGAAGGACAGAAGGGGGUGUGUGUUGCCAUGGAAAUGACAGGGGGUGGGGAAUCAUAGCACAAGGGCAUAGAAAGGUGAGGCUGCAGCACCCUCCUGUUGGCCCUCACCUGGCUGCGUGCUGGAAACCACCCAGGCGCAUGAGGCAGGUGCUGCCCCUCCUCCCGGGUGGAGGAAGCAGGAAAAGGUGGCCGCCAGAAGCAACAAGUUAGCCUGCUGGGCAGUGGAGGCCGGGGCCCCAGCGAGGAUGGGCUUGAUCUGCAGCCUGGUUCUGCCCCUUCUUCUCCUAUGCUGGGAGGCUGGAGACUCCUGGAGCUUCACAGAUCCCACAUCCAGCAGACCCUACCAGUUUGUGAUGACAAACACGACCAUCGUGCUUACUGAGAUGCCAGAGAUCAGCGCACGCAUGGAGAGAGGCUUCCAGGAUCCUGGACUUGCUAGGACCACAGAGCAAGCCCCCCUUAAUGUGGAGACUGCAACCCUGGGCACUGAGACCUUUUCCAAGACAUUAACCCCAGCUGCCACUGCUUCUGAAACAGAGACUAAGGAGGCUCUGACCGUUUUUUCUGCAUCAGAGACCCAGGUCACCCAAGCCAACCUCCCUGUCACAAAUUUCAGGGAUACACAGACUCCUUUCUCCAUCACAGAGUCCAGGGACACCAAGAUCCUCUCCCCUGGCCCAGAGGCUAGGGGUCCCCAGGCCACCUUCCCUGAGACAGAGGCUAGAGAUCCCCAAGCCACCUUCCCUGUCACAGAGGCCAGCUUCCCUGUGAAAGAGGCUAGGGAUCCCCAGGCCACCUUUCCUAUCACAGAGGCCAGUGAUCCCCAGGACACCCUUCCUGUCACAGAGGCCAGGGUUCCCCAGGCCACCCUUCCUGUCACAGAGGCCAGGGAUCCCCAGACCACCUUCCCUACGACAGAGUCUAGGGGUUCCCACGCCACCUUCUCUGUCACAGAGUCUAGGGUUCCCCAGACCACCUUCCCUGUGACAGAGACUAGAGACCCCCAGACUCCCUCCCUUGUUGCAAGAGACAACCCAAUCAUUCUCUCUGUAUCAAUAAGCAGGGACACUCAGCCCAUUCCUCCAGCUUCAGAGGGGGCCACCCUCCUUGCCACAGAGUUCAGGGACACUCAGACUACUGUCCAUGCCACAGAGGCUACGGAUCCCCAGGCCACCUUCUCUGUCACAAAGGCUGGGGAUCCCCAGGCCACCUUCUCUGUCACAAAGGCUGGGGAUCCCCAGGCCACCUUCCCUGUGACAGAGUCUAGGGGUCCCCAGACAACCUUCUCUGUGACAGAGUCUAGGGGUCCCCAAACCACCUUCCCUGUGACAGAGACUAUGGGUCCCCAGGCCACCUUCCCUGUCACAGAGGCAGGGGAUCCCCAGGCCAUCUUCCCUGUGACAGAGGUUAGGGAUCUCCAGGUCACCUUCCCUGUCACAGAGUCUAGGGGUCCCCAGACCACCUUUCCUGUCACAGAGUCUAAGGGUCCCCAUGCCACCUUCUCUGUCACAGAGUCUAGGGUUCCCCAGACCACCUUCCCUGUGACAGAGACUAGAGACCCCCAGACUCCCUUCCUUGUUGCAAGAGACAUUCCAAUCAUUCCCUCUGUAUCAAUAAGCAGGGACACUCAGACCAUUCCUCCAGCUUCAGAGGGGGCCACCCUCCUUGCCACAGAGUUCAGGGACACUCAGACUACUGUCCAUGCCACAGAGGCUACGGAUCCCCCAAUCAUUAGCCAUAUAUCAGAAGUCAGGGAUACCCAAGCCUUUUCCCCUACAUCAGAGACCAGGGGGACACUCAGAAAAAUAAUCCCUUCUGACUUGAUGGCUACAAUUGCUGUCCCUGUGGAGGCUUUGGCCACAAGUGGCAGCUCUGCAAGAACUGGACAAACCACAGGUGAGAUUCCAGCAGGCAGUGAUCCCAUGAAAGCCAUCUUUGACACUCUUCAUACUGAUGAUAGCUCUGAGGAGACAAAAUGGAUCACAAACAGUGUCUCGAUCUUGGCGCACACUUUAGAAGCUGAGAGCCUCUCCUUAGAUGGCAGCUCUUCCUCAGUCAGCGCUGCAGCUAUCACCACCACCUCCCAAGCUCUGGGGCCUGAUGUUGUCACCUCUAGCAAAGCCUUGGUCCCCUCAAGCACCACCCACAUCAAGUUCCUCAGGGAAACAGAAACAGCUGUUGCCACCUCUGGGACUUCAGACACAAGCUCCAGCCCCUCUGGAGUGAGGGUCUGGUCCACCUCUGAGACAUCAGCUUUGCUUGCCUCCACUGAGGCAAAGUCAUCCAUCCUGAGCCCCACAUACCCUGCUGAGAUCUUGUCCUCAGAGACAGCUGCCCCCAGUAGCACCCUUGAGGCUUCACUCUCCAACAGCACCACAGGAACAAAAGCAAUAUCAUCCCCUGGCUCCGGCCCUAGAACAGCUCAGGUGACAGUUAGCAUGGGCUCCGUGGGAGACACCUCAGCCCUCUUUGGGAUCAUCUCUGCCAAGGCUGCACCAGCAUUUGGCAAAGUGACUUCCUCUGCUGGAUCCUCAACUUUCGUCUCCAGCUCUUCAGAAAGAGCCACCAUCAGGAACUACGUCGUUUCAGAGACUAUUACCACAGACAGCACAGUCAGCUGGGCCUUCCCUGCCGGAAGAGGACCUUUUCUCUCUGCCCAUCCGACUGUAGCCAGCAGCAGCCAAGAGACAAGCCUCACCUCAGCCAUGACCAUGACCUCACCAAAGAUUUCUUCGGAAACUUUUACUUCAGAAGGCACAAGCAGCAGGGACUUCUCCACCAGCAGGACACCUCUUCCUUCUGUCUUUUCCACUACAGCCAACAGCAGCCAAGAGACAAACAUCACCCCAGCCAUGACCAUGACCUCACCAAAGAACACUCCACAGGUUUUUACCACAGACAAAGGCUUCCCAACGAGCAGUCCUCUUUCUCCUGUCUUUUCCACUAUAACUGACGGCAGCCAAGAGACACACGUCUCCUCAGCCAUGACCAAGACCUCACCAAAGAUCCCUUCAAAGGCUUUUACUACAGACAGGACCAUUGCCACCAGCACUCCUCUUCCUCCUGUCUAUGUGACUACCACCAACAACAGCCAAGAGACAAAUGUCACCUCAGCUAUGACUACAACCUCAUCCAAGACUCAGAGGAUGCCCCUAACAGCUACAUCCACCACUGUUUGGACAAGGCAGUCUCCAGAAUUUACUGCAGGUGCAGACAGAGGCUUCCUCCUCGUGCGGCUGAGGGUGGCCUCCAUGGAAGAUCUCACAGAGCCUACAGAGACAGAGAGGCUGGUUGAGCAGCUCCAGUGUGAACUGCAAAGCCAUGUGCCGCAUGCCCACCUUUCCUUACUGCGCAUCCAGAGGAGCUGAAGAACAUCGGCUGCAGCCAGGCAUACCCCUGUGCCAGAGAAAAACAGCCCUGCCCAUGGCUUGAGCCUGCUGACAAUGGAGCUGCAUUACUGUGCUGACAGGGACCCAGAAGGUUCCCAUGAAGGUCAGCUGGUCCAACCCCUUCCCUGGAAGUGGUUGCAGGGUCCUGGCUCACUUAUGUUUGGAGAGAGGGCUUUCCCUAUGCCCAGAGGUAUACUUCACUUCCUGGGCUCAUGCACUGUGGUCAAUAAAGAUAGACCUGAUCACCCAUUCCUGCA